Trichoderma citrinoviride is the source of this 681-nucleotide messenger RNA. RefSeq names its product translationally controlled tumor-associated. Bases 107 to 619 code for a protein of 170 amino acids. Gene Ontology annotation, molecular function: calcium ion binding. The record is from RefSeq and is a predicted model, not a curated record. NCBI's taxonomy places the organism in Eukaryota, Fungi, Ascomycota, Sordariomycetes, Hypocreales, Hypocreaceae. Gene Ontology annotation, cellular component: cytoplasm. The transcript has 6 exons.
UCUAUACAAAUCCCCCUCUCCCUGUCCAAUCUUUCUACGCUUCCAUUUCUCCUCUCCCUAUACCGAAUCUCGAUACUUCUUUCGUUGUAGAUUCACAGCCGCAGCCAUGAUUAUUUACAAGGACAUCAUCACCGACGACGAGAUCAUCUCGGACUCGUAUGACCUCAAGGAGGUCGACGGCAUCGUCUACGAGGCCGACUGCGCCAUGAUCACCGAGGGCGCCGUCCACGUCGACACCGGUGCCAAUGCUUCCGCCGAGGAGGCCGACGAGGGUGUUGAGGAUGCCGAGGUCAAGGUCAACAACAUCGUCCACUCUUUCCGUCUCCAGUCCACCAGCUUCGACAAGAAGGGCUACCUCGCCUACCUCAAGGGCUACAUGAAGGCUGUCAAGGCCGCCCUCCAGGCGAAGGGUGCCGACGCCGAGACCAUCACCGCCUUCGAGAAGGGUGCCCAGACCUACGUCAAGGAGAAGCUGCUGCCCAACUUCAAGGACUUUGAGUUCUACACUGGCGAGUCCAUGAACCCCGAUGGAAUGAUCGUCCUCCUCAACUACCGCGAGGAUGGUGUCACCCCCUACGUCAUUGUCUGGAAGCACGGUCUUACUGAGAUGAAGGUCUAAAUGCCGAGACAAAGUUACGAGUCCAAUCUUUUGCGUUCCACUCGGCGCAUGACAUAUAUACC